Xyrauchen texanus (razorback sucker) is the source of this 3055-nucleotide messenger RNA. RefSeq names its product gap junction delta-2 protein-like. The transcript has 2 exons. Gene Ontology annotation, biological process: cell communication. The record is from RefSeq and is a predicted model, not a curated record. NCBI's taxonomy places the organism in Eukaryota, Metazoa, Chordata, Actinopteri, Cypriniformes, Catostomidae. Gene Ontology annotation, cellular component: connexin complex. The coding region runs from base 907 to 1806 and encodes 299 amino acids.
GGUGUCAUUAUCAGCAACAGCAGCAGUGCAGCACAAAGACGGAUGGAACAGGGGUAGGUGUAGAGAGAGAAAGCGAGAGGAGAAGAGAGGCUGAGGUUUGAGGAGGACUGAGCCCUUUGCCGCAGAUAUGACCACGGGCUCAUCAUUCAACCGGACAUAACCCUGAUGAUCCUCGUCUGCCGCUGUUGCUGCCACACACUGGAGCACAGCAGAGUGUAUGUGAGCGUGUGUAUGUGUGAGGGUGCGCUCAGGCGUUGCUAUGAGAUUCAGUGAGCUUCAUCAUCCAUUACGGCGUGUUUCUCUGCAUGUGCUUUCCUUUAGCUUAAUUAAUGGGACAACAGAACCUGCAUUGAACAUCCAGUGAGUGAGUGUAUGUAUGUUGAGGUUAGGCAGAAAGGGUUAGAUAGGUGUAGUGUGUGUGUGUGUGUGUCUAUCUGCAGGGUUAUUAGAAGACAAGCAUACGGUAGGAUGCAAGAGCAAAUGAAGUGCUCUUAACCCUGAGAGAAAGAGAGUGAUAAAAUAGUGAAGGAGAGAAGGGGGAAGAGGAGAUACAGACAGCGUGUUUGUGUGUGUGUGUGUGUGUGUGUAAGAGAGAGAGAGAGAGAAAGAGAGAGAGAGAGAGAGAGAUGCAGUAUGGUUAAAGUCUCUGUGCCUCAGCAUCAUCAGAUUUUUUUGCUGCAGAUGCUACACUAGCUCAUCUCUGCACUAGAGCUCUACCUUGACACACACAUACACACACACACACACACACGUGUGCGCACAGAAACACAUCUGCGGCUUUGAGGAGGAGCCCAACGAUUUUGAUCAAAAGUCAGUAGAGGGACACUGGGAGAGUUGCCGAGGGCAAAGGUCGUGACUCCUAAGGCUGAAGGUCAGAGGCGGAGUGAGACCCAUAAGCGUGGCAUCAUGGGCGAGUGGACUAUCCUGGAGAGACUGCUGGAGGCUGCGGUACAGCAGCACUCUACUAUGAUCGGCAGGAUCCUGCUGACAGUUGUGGUGAUAUUCCGGAUCCUGAUCGUGGGUAUAGUGGGAGAGAAGGUGUAUGAGGAUGAACAGAUUAUGUUUAUAUGUAACACGCUACAGCCGGGUUGCAACCAGGCUUGCUAUGAUAAAGCCUUCCCCAUCUCUCAUAUCCGUUACUGGGUUUUCCAGAUCAUCCUGGUCUGCACACCCAGCCUCUGUUUUAUCACUUACUCUGUGCACCAGUCUGCCAAGCAUAAAGAUCGCAGCUACACCCUCUUGCAUGGCCCUUACAUUGAUCAUGGACACGGCCAUAACCGCAAACUCCGAAACAUCAAUGGUAUCCUAGUGCACCCAGAAAGCAAAGAUGAGCGGGAUUGUCUGGAUUUAAAAGAUAUUCCCAACAUUCCGCAGGGGGUCACAUACUCCAAAAGUGCCAAGAUACGUCAGCAGGAGGGCAUCUCUCGAUUCUACGUCAUACAGGUGGUGUUCCGGAAUGUUCUGGAAAUUGGCUUUCUUGCUGGCCAGUACUUCUUGUACGGAUUCAACGUUCCUGCAAUGUUUGAGUGUGACCGUUACCCUUGUGUGAAGGAAGUGGAAUGCUAUGUGUCACGUCCCACAGAGAAGACAGUUUUCCUGGUGUUCAUGUUUGCAGUUAGCGGGAUCUGUGUGGUGCUGAAUUUGGCCGAGGUUAACCAUCUGGGCUGGCGGAAGAUUAAGACAGCGAUCCGCGGCGUCCAGGCUCGCAGGAAGUCUAUUUGUGAGAUCCGGAAAAAGGAUGUGUCCCAUCUGUCCUCUGUGCCCAACUUGGGCCGCACCCAGUCUAGCGAAUCAGCUUAUGUCUGACAGCGAAUAGGGGAGAGGCUUAGACGAGGAUGGGAGUGGCUGAUGAGGCGACGGCCACGCCCUGUGCUGCAGACUUGACAUUGCCAUUUUUAUGCAUUGUUCAGACCGGGUGAAAGAGGGAUAUGGUUAAAAAACUACAGUUGAAUGUUGCUGUAAAUAAUGUUCAAAUUUGGCUUGCUAAAGUUUGCAGUGUGUAAAAUACCGCUCUUUCAAACUAAGACUUUAAUUAUGUCUGUUGUGGAACAGAAUGGGGGCUUAAACUCUAUACAUGACCACUUUUACACUGCAAACAGACAAAGAUACACACAGAUAUCCUUGAUCCACAAAGAACUAUAAAGGUCUUCCAACAGAGAAAGAGACAUUUUAGAAAUAUAAACAAAUUAAGUUGCUUGUUGUAAAAAGAGAUAGAAAGAUAGAGGGAUAAAGAGUGAGGGGACUGCUCAGCAAAUGACUCUGAGGUAUUUUAAAAUAUGAUAUCUUUUCCAGGGUCAAGGCUGAGACAUCCCUCAUGACAAAAGAGCAAAGUAUAAAACUGUACCUCAGCACAGACUCCUCUACGCCUCUUCCCCGCUUGCUGUCUUUCAUCUCUCUCUUACUACUUUCUCUGUCUCUUUCUGCAUAGAUUUAUAGAUAUAGCUAUUAAGUAUAAAAUGAAAGAAGGGAAAAUUAACAUUGAACUUCUGAUAAGCCACACCCAUAUUUGAUGGAGGGUGAUAAGAGACUUCACUAUUACAUAAGACUCAACAUUGACUUUAAUGUCCACACCAGUCCCCAAAUUCCUCUCUUUCACCAGCCCACAAGCAUAAUUGUACAAAUCUCAUAACAUUAAUAAUGCAAUGUACAUGUAAUUCACACAUUGAAGUUUAGCUUUUGCCAUUAUAUAUAUAUAUAUAUAUAUAUAUAUAUAUAUAUAUAUAUAUAUAUAUAUAUAUAUAUAUAUAUAUAUACUGGAGAAAAAAAUACACAUCAAUUGCCAACAAGAAAAAAGAAAGAAGUCACAACAAUUGUGUGGUUUAUUUGCAUUUGUUCUGUAAUGGACAAACAAUUAAUGAUUUUAUACUAUGGGCAUUUCCAGAAAAAUGCAUGUUAUGAUGCAUCAUUAGAAUGGCUAAAUAGUGUUAUGAGCUGUGUAGACAGACUGUUUUAUUUUUUGCACCCAGUAUUUUGGAGGUGUAUUCUGAAGCAUGCGAGCAGGAGAUCUAUAGCUCAAUGGGAAUGACAGAGAGAGACUAUACUGAGUAAGGCUCCA